Molecule: messenger RNA, 1197 nt
Organism: Volvox carteri f. nagariensis
Lineage: Eukaryota; Viridiplantae; Chlorophyta; Chlorophyceae; Chlamydomonadales; Volvocaceae
Exons: 6
Coding region: 1-1197 (398 amino acids)
Source: RefSeq, a predicted model, not a curated record
AUGUGCCGUGCACGUCCAAAAGAGGAAGUCGGUAACUGGUCGCUUGGAUACCUGGCCGGAACCCAGGGAAGGGAGAUUGGCUAUUCAAUGGCCAAGGCGGAGAGGCGAAGUUGGUGUAACGUGCUUCCAUGUUCCAAGCGUUCCGUCUACGAAGAAGGUUCCAUGGGAUCUUGGUCCAUCUAUUCCCAAGUACUUCCCGCUGCCAGUGGAAGCGACAGCGACGACGCGGUGGGCCCAAGCGACGCUGCGAAUGGGAACCUGCGCCUGCCUAAACGGGGCUACUUCUCGAUUGCUGACACAAACGCUGAAGUCUAUUCACGCGCUGGUGACAAAUUUGACCCAGCGAAAAAGGGCGGCCGCUAUAAGCCGGAGUUCAUUUGGAACACGGACUGGCAGACUGCGCUGGAGCGCGAGGAGUCCCUCCGGCGCAAGGUCGAGGAGGCGCGCGCCCGACCGCAAACGCCUUCCAGCGGCUUCCUCAGCCUCUCCCGUGUUGCCGAUCUUGACCGCAUGGAUGUGGACCUGUCGGAGAUGAUUUUGCGGAAACGCAAAGAAGAAGCAGAGGCUGCGGAAGCGGCGGAGGCGACUGCUCGCCAGGCCCAGGCCUCUACCUCUGGCAACAUCAGCAGAGGCGGCUCCUCCAGCUCUACCACGCAACCAAAAUCCAACAAAGUCGUGCCCGUUUUUACACGUAAGGAGGCCGCGCGGCUGGGCCGGGUCAGCAAGUCGAUGGCACGCACCGCCGUUGUCGUAGAGGUUCCGGAGCUGGAUGCGGAAAAAGCACGACAGGCAGAGCUCGAACGACAGCAGUAUGAACAGCUCAAAGUCGAGCAGCAGGUCUGGACGCUGGCCUUUUCCGUCGCGGGCUUUACGAUGACGUACGUAUCUUACAGCAUGGAUGUGGCAGUGAGCUAUGUGGUGGGCGCGCUGGGCGGCUUUGCGUACCUGCGCCUUCUGAGCAAGUCGGUGGAUGCGGUGGGCGCUGACGGCGUGCAGUCUGGGGUGAACAGUAUUACCAGCCAGCCGCGCCUGCUGAUUCCGAUCAUUUUGGGGCUGGGCUACAACCGCUUUAACCAACUGUAUUCGGAGCAGCUUGGCGUGCAUCUAGAGCUCCUGCCCAUGCUGGUGGGCUUCUUUACGUACAAGCUAGCGGUGAUUACGCGCCAGUACAAGGACGUGUUCGAUGGCAAAGUAUAG